Molecule: messenger RNA, 1403 nt
Organism: Glossina fuscipes
Lineage: Eukaryota; Metazoa; Arthropoda; Insecta; Diptera; Glossinidae
Product: eukaryotic initiation factor 4A-III
Exons: 3
Coding region: 124-1326 (400 amino acids)
Cellular component (GO): catalytic step 2 spliceosome; nucleolus
Molecular function (GO): ATP binding; mRNA binding; RNA helicase activity
Source: RefSeq, a predicted model, not a curated record
GUCAAAAAUUCUGCACCGCAUUCCAAAAUAGUUUUUCCUGCCGCUUGGUGCAAGUUUUUAUUAUAAAGUAAAAUAAUUCGAUAUUGGAACUCAAAUCCGAACUAAAAUAAUUGCUUGGGAGAUAUGGCGCGAAAAGGUGGAGCACCAGCUGAGGACCUAUCAAAUGUAGAGUUCGAAACUAGCGAAGAUGUUGAAGUCAUACCCAGUUUUAACGCAAUGAAUUUAAAGGAAGAAUUGCUGAGAGGGAUCUAUGCAUAUGGUUUUGAGAAACCAUCGGCUAUACAACAGCGCAGCAUAAAACCAAUCGUCAAAGGUCGUGAUGUUAUUGCUCAAGCCCAAUCAGGCACUGGCAAAACGGCUACCUUUUCAAUAGCAAUUCUGCAGAGUUUGGAUACUUCUUUAAGGGAAACACAAGUGUUAUGCUUAUCACCCACCCGUGAAUUGGCAGUACAAAUACAAAAGGUAAUUUUGGCGUUAGGCGAUUUGAUGAACGUUCAAUGCCAUGUGUGCAUUGGUGGUACUAACCUGGGAGAAGACAUACGAAAAUUAGACUAUGGUCAGCACAUUGUAAGCGGCACUCCUGGAAGAGUUUUUGAUAUGAUCAAGCGCCGUGUAUUGCGUACCAGAGCCAUUAAGAUGUUGGUUUUGGAUGAGGCUGAUGAAAUGUUGAAUAAAGGUUUUAAAGAGCAAAUUUAUGACGUUUAUCGGUAUUUACCGCCAGCCACUCAAGUGGUGCUUAUCUCUGCUACAUUGCCCCACGAAAUAUUGGAAAUGACUUCAAAAUUUAUGACAGAUCCUAUCAGAAUUUUAGUUAAACGCGAUGAAUUGACGUUGGAAGGCAUAAAACAGUUUUUCGUGGCAGUCGAACGUGAGGAAUGGAAAUUUGAUACUCUUUGCGAUUUAUAUGAUACUCUGACAAUAACACAAGCAGUAAUCUUCUGUAAUACUAAACGUAAAGUGGAUUGGUUAACGGAAAAAAUGCGCGAGGCAAAUUUCACCGUAAGUUCUAUGCAUGGCGAUAUGCCGCAAAAGGAACGCGAUGAAAUUAUGAAAGAAUUCCGGGCCGGUCAAUCACGUGUACUAAUUACUACCGAUGUGUGGGCGCGUGGAAUUGAUGUGCAACAGGUUUCACUUGUCAUUAAUUACGAUCUGCCCAAUAAUCGAGAGCUGUACAUUCAUCGUAUUGGGCGUUCGGGUCGUUUCGGACGAAAAGGUGUAGCUAUUAAUUUCGUAAAAUCAGACGACAUACGUAUAUUGCGUGAUAUUGAACAGUACUAUUCUACACAAAUUGAUGAAAUGCCGAUGAAUGUCGCCGAUUUAAUUUAAAUGGAAGCAAUCCCAUUAUUGUAAUAAUGUCGUAAAUUUAAUUUUUAUGCAAUUAAAUAUUUUUUAAAUAAACUUUA